UCCGCUGGACCUGGUUAACUUUCCAUCUAUAUCCUGCCCCCGUUGGCCCAUCGAGUGUGAGGUCAUCAGCGACAUCAUCCAUCACAUAGAGUGGGACCCCCCAGAGCCAGAGCCUUUCUAUCAGCACACGGGACACGAGAGGACACCCAUGCCGUUAGGAGAGAAGAGGGCGAAAGUGGUAUACUGCAUUGACCAUGCCACUAAGCGUCCCUAUUUCACCUGCUCCCGUGUUAGAGGAAGCAAGGGGCCCAUUAAGAGCGCCACUUCUUAUGAAAACCAGACCGACUUCCCCCUUGAGUUUGAGUCCCGCUUUGAGAGUGGGAACCUUCAGAAGGCAGUUCAAGUGGGUGUCUAUGACUAUGAGCUGACCCUGCGCACAGACAUGUACACCAGAAAGCACACGCAGUGGUUUUAUUUCAGGGUCAGGAACAUGAAGGCUGGAGUGACCUACCGCUUCACCAUCAUCAACUUGAUGAAGAGCAACAGCCUGUACUCUCACGGUAUGAGACCACUCCUCUACUCUGAGAGGGCCAACGAGAAAGGUGUUGGAUGGCAACGCGCCGGCUCCAAUAUCAGACACUACCGCAACUGCAAUCAGGACAACGACAGCGACACAAUCGCCUUGUACUCACUAACGUGGACGCUCCAGUUUCCUCAUGACUCAGACACCUGCUACCUGGCCCACUGCUACCCCUACACCUAUUCCCACCUGCAGUGCUACCUCAGGCGCAUUUCUUCCAACUCAGCCGUUGCGUCCUACUGUACACUGCGGGUGCUGUGCCACAGCCUUGCUGGGAACGCCGUGUACGUGGUGACGAUAACGUCCCGGGGGGACGGCGGGGUGGCGGGGAGGACCAAAAAGGCUGUGGUGGUGACGGCCCGAGUGCACCCUGGAGAAACCAACGGAUCCUGGAUGAUGGAGGGGUUCCUGGACUUCCUGCUCGGGGACUCAGAAGACGCUCAGCUACUGAGGGACACUUUUGUCUUCAAGGUGGUGCCGAUGCUGAACCCAGAUGGCGUCAUAGUAGGUAAUUACCGCUGCUCUCUGGCAGGCAGGGAUCUCAACAGGAAUUACAAGACAUCGCUCAAGGAUUCCUUCCCCUGUGUGUGGCACACCCGAAACAUGGUGGAAAGGCUGAUGGCAGAGACGGAUGUAUUUCUUUACUGUGACUUUCAUGGCCACAACCGUAAAAACAACGUCUUCAUGUACGGUUGUAACAAUCGAGGCGAUGCGUCGCUGAAGCUUCACGAGAGAGUCUUUCCACUAAUGAUGAGCAAGAAUGCCAGUAACAAGUUCUCCUUUAAGAGUUGUAAGUUUCGGGUGCAGAGGAGCAAAGAGGGAACAGGACGAAUCGCCAUGUGGAGACUUGGCAUCAAGAACAGCUACACGAUGGAGGCCACCUUUGGAGGCUCCACUCUGGGUGACAGAAGAGGAACACAUUUUACUACUCGAGAUCUGAAGUCCCUUGGUUUUUACUUCUGUGACACCCUGCUGGACUACUGUGACCCAGAUCCAACAAAGACCAUCUACUGUCUGACAGAGCUGGCUGCUGUGUUGACAAAGAAGGUCAGAGAGAGGCUGGGCAAAGAUUUAGGCACCGACUGCAGCUUCUCUUUGUCUGACCUAGAAACCAGCACCAGUGGUUCAAAUAGUUCAGAUUCUGACGGACUCCCAGCUCAUUUACUGAACCAGCCACAAACUGGUCCUCCAGAGUUCACCUCACUCUCUCCACCAAAGAAAAGUCCUGUGAAGAAGAAAAAGAAGCGCUUGAGGAGUCGUAAACAGAGGAACAGGCUGCGACCAGAGAGAGUGAAGAGCAACACAAAGCCAAAGGUCCUGCCAAGUGGCACAAAAGAUAUUGAGUCCGAGCUGCCCAGUGAGGACGCAGUUAAAGAGAUCGUCCAAGACAUCGUCCAAGAGAGGCCUGUUGGAAGACACAGGAAGAAAUGGCUGGUAAAUGGCCAGAUCAGAAAAGCUGUGAUCCCUCCUCUCACCUCUCACCCUGGGGAGAUCUGUCAGCAUGACGGAAAAAUGGAAGCUGCAUACAGGGCAUGUCCACAUGUCAACACAUCAGGUGACUGUGGGAUGUAUACAGGACAGUGGAGAUGCUCCUCCCAGCUGCUGCCCAUCAGUGCUCUCCUUCCACCUUUAUCCAGUUUUAUACAUUCCAACCGGCAACUUCAUCGCAGCACCCAACAAUCCUUCGCCACCUAUAGAAUCCACAGAGGGCCAACAUCCCUUACAGUGCCACACAGGUCUCCCUCAUCCAUGUGUGUCACGAUGGUUCCAGACAUUGCUCCAAAGCGCUUUCUGUCAAGUUUCUCUACUAACAAGUUCAACGCUCCUAUUUAUGGAGACAGAAACGCUUUGCGGGUCUCAGAAUGUUUUUUUGUGCCUGAGGAUUCCUCCACCUCACACGCCGACAUGACCAAGACCAAGCGGCAGAAUGAGGAACAUGAAAAAGAAGCAGGUUUGUCACUGUUGAGAUGUAUACCACUUGGAGAGCAGCACCAGAGAGAUCUCCCUCCUGACGUCCCCCAGAGAGAAGCUGCAUCACGCAGGAAUGUGUGUGUGCCGGCUCUGAGGGCCACAGACCUGAGAGGGAAACGACUAUGCAAAGAGACUUUUAAGGACAAAAGCCACCCGGGUGUUUUAUCCCCAGUGUCGAUGCCCUCAGGUCUCAUGAAGAUGGAACUUCCACAGAGGGACCCCCUUGGGAGGCUUCAGGCUAAGGACACCAGGCACUAUUACUCUGGAAGAGAAAGACAAAUAGGUACAGCAGUGGUCACACGAUCAUCACAGUCUGCCCCAAUGUAGGGCACAAUAUUCAGAACCUGGGAACUACAGGUUGAGAUCAUUCUAUCUAUUCUCUGGCCAUAUGGACGUCCUCGGAUGGAUCAGGAGGUCUGAGUUUUGCUAGAACUUCAACAGGUACAUUAAACAACAGAUAUGCAGCGACCAAAUGACUGUUUAUUAUCUCAAUCACACAGAU
Molecule: messenger RNA, 2993 nt
Organism: Cyclopterus lumpus (lumpfish)
Lineage: Eukaryota; Metazoa; Chordata; Actinopteri; Perciformes; Cyclopteridae
Gene: agbl2
Product: ATP/GTP binding protein-like 2
Exons: 20
Coding region: 149-2818 (889 amino acids)
Biological process (GO): proteolysis
Molecular function (GO): zinc ion binding; metallocarboxypeptidase activity
Source: RefSeq, a predicted model, not a curated record